ACACCUGCCUCGUCUCUCUGCGCCGGGGGUCCCACCCCGAGGCAAGCGACGCGAGGUGUGCCUAGUGCCAACCCGCGCAGCAACGGCAGCCACAAUCGGAGCCCAGCACGGCAGCCACUCAGACCGCGCCCCCGGCUUGGCUUUAUCAGCGCGGCCCGAGAUUCAAGCGAGGAUAUUGUGGCGACGACGCCGGAUUCCCAUCGGCGGCAUGGCGGCCAUCGUGGCGGCCCGGGCGUCUGGGGCGGCGGCGGCGGCGGCCGUGAGCACCAUCGCCUCGUUCAACAGCCACCACUGCGCGCCGGCCUCCCCCUCCCGCGCGCUCCCGCCGCUGGCCGUGGCCGGCGCCUCCUCCAUCGGCGCCAGGCGCUACCACCACGGCGCGUGCUGCUUCGCCGCGAAGCCCACGCAGGUGUCCGCCGAGUUGGUGGACCAGGACGGGCCCGAGCCUGCGGCGGCCAGCGCAGCUUCCGCGCAGGAGGCCAAGCCGCGGAGGAAACGCCGCUCCAGGAAGGCCAAGAAGUCGUCGUUGGCCCAGUCCACCACCGCCGAGCUCGAAGAGGAGGAGGAUAAAAAGGACAGGCCGGCGGCGGAGGAGGAGGAGGCGAAGAAGAAGGAGGAGGCCGGCGCCGAGGAGAACAGCCGGGCAUUAGUGGCUGGCCUCGACGAGGUGAUUGUGAACCCGGUUGGGCUGGGGCGGCGGUCGCGGCAGGUGUUCGACGAGGUGUGGCGCAAGUUCUCGCGGCUCGGGCAGAUGUCCAGCGCCUCGUCCACGGCGUUGGCGGAGGAGGAGCAGGCCGUGCUCAUCCGCGGCGGGCCCAUGUGCGAGUUCACCGUGCCCGGGGCGCAGGACACCACCGUCCUCGUCGUCGGCGCCACCAGCCGAAUCGGACGCAUUGUCGUGCGCAAGCUCAUGCUCCGAGGCUACAAUGUCAAGGCAUUAGUUAGAAGAAAUGAUCCUGAAGUGAUAGAUAUGCUUCCAAGGUCGGUGGAUAUUGUUGUUGGUGAUGUUGGUGAUCCUUUAACUGUCAAAGCAGCUGUAUCAGGUUGCAGCAAGAUAAUCUAUUGUGCAACUGCACGCUCAACUAUUACGGGAGACUUAAAUAGGGUUGAUAACCAAGGAGUAAGGAAUGCUAGCAAGGCUUUCCAGGAUUACUACAAUGAGUUGGCACAGCUCAGGGCCGGUAAAAGCAGCAAGAGCAAACUCCUGAUUGCGAAAUUUAAAUCUGCCAAGUCCCUGAAUGGUUGGGAGGUGCGCCAGGGAUCCUACUUUCCAAAUACCUUUGCUUCUAGGUUCGAUGAAGGCAUUGAUGCAUCGUUUGAAUUUUCAGAAGAUCGGAAGGCCAUUUUUUCAGGAUUUGUUUUCACAAGAGGUGGAUAUGUUGAAAUAUCGAAAAGGCUAUCUCUUCCUCUUGGUUCCACCCUAGACAGGUAUGAUGGUUUACUUCUUUCGGUGGGUGGAAAUGGAAGAUCAUAUGUUGUUAUUCUUGAGACUGGUCCACUGGCUGACACAUCGCAGAGCAAGAAGUAUUUUGCUCGGAUGACUACAAAAGUAGGGUUUUGUAGGGUACGAGUGCCAUUUUCAGCUUUUCGGCCCGCAAACCCACAAGAUCCUCCCCUAGACCCUUUUCUUGUGCAUACACUAACCAUUAGGUUUGAACCAAAAAGGCAGAGGCCUGGUGAUGGAUCUCAAAAUGCUAGUGACCCCCGAAACUUUGAGCUAAUAUUGGAAUACAUCAAAGCUCUACCUGCUGGUCAAGAAACAGACUUCAUACUGGUCUCAUGUGCAGGUUCUGGAAUUGAAUCUAACAGAAGAGAACAAGUUCUCAAAGCGAAGAAGGCUGGAGAGGAUGCGCUACGAAGGUCAGGCCUUGGAUAUACAAUUGUACGCCCCGGCCCACUGCAGGAAGAACCUGGUGGUCAGCGUGCAUUGAUCUUUGACCAAGGGAAUAGAAUCUCUCAGGGUAUCAGCUGUGCUGAUGUAGCAGAUAUUUGUGUCAAAGCAUUGCAUGAUUCCACUGCGAGGAACAAAAGUUUUGAUGUGUGCUACGAGUACGUUGCUGACCAAGGGACCGAGCUGUAUGAACUUGUGGCUCAUCUGCCAGACAAGGCUAACAACUAUCUUGCACCGGCAUUGUCUGUUCUAGAGAAGAAUACCUGAUUGAUGUGCCUCGGGGACUCAGAUUUGUGUGAUAUACGGGUCAUAUAUAUUUUCUCCUCUUGUAAAGCCAUACGUUUUUCGUAUAUAAGCCUUGUGGAAUUCACAUGGUAUGCCAUUUUGGCCCCUUUUUGUAAAGAUCAUCGACAGAUUGAUUUCAGGAAACAAAUUUGAUGAGUUGCUGUAACGAUAA
Molecule: messenger RNA, 2348 nt
Organism: Phragmites australis (common reed)
Lineage: Eukaryota; Viridiplantae; Streptophyta; Magnoliopsida; Poales; Poaceae
Product: protein HIGH CHLOROPHYLL FLUORESCENCE PHENOTYPE 173, chloroplastic-like
Exons: 13
Coding region: 209-2158 (649 amino acids)
Source: RefSeq, a predicted model, not a curated record